GUAACUGAACACUUAAAAAAUAAAUUCAUACAAACAGACGCCUAAUUUUCUGAAUGUAUCACUUGAAUUACUAUGAUAAAGUCAAGGAAAAAAUAUGAUGUUUGAUUUAACCUUUUUUAUAUAUAAAAAAAAUGGUUACUUGCAGAAAAUAACUUCGCCUGAAGUCUGAAGGCCCGCCAAUACAGUCAUGAAUUCCUCAAAUUCAAGCGGUGCAAAAGGAAGCGACUCCACAGAGAUUUUUGCCAAUACAAGCAAGUUUCUCAUAACAAUCGUUUAUGCCACAACCAUCGCUUGCGGUUUGGCGGGAAAUGGUUUUGGCCUGUACCUGGCGUUGAGAAAAAAGGCGGGGAAUCGUGCCGCAAACAUGCUAAUUGCCAAUAUGGCGCUUGCAGACCUUCUGGUUACAGUAUUUGCCAUGCCUUAUAUGGUAAUAUACAUUCAUGCUGGAGUGAAAUGGAUUGGGGGAGUGAUUGGACAAGUCACUUGCAAAUUUGUCCAUUUCUCCUAUCAAAUAUCGAUACCUGCCUCAAUUUUCACAGUCUUGUUGGUCUCGCUCGAUCGCUUUUAUGCCAUCUGCUAUCCGAUGAGAGGACACGUCUUUCGAAAAGUCAAGUUUAUGACAGCUGUCAUCUGGAUGAGUUCUGCAGGAUACGCCGUUCCAUUUAUGAUGGCAAAUGAUAUUUACAUCAAAAAUAAUACUCAUUACUGCGUGCGAUCCUUUGCACCAUUUGACAAUCACAGCUCGCCACAAAUGUACUAUUUAAUGACUUUCAUUGUACUCUACUGUAUCCCCCUUGUAAUUCUAGCGGUCCUUUACACCCUCAUUGCAAGAAAACUCUGGCAAAGAAAAAUUCCUGGUAACGUGAGCAAAGCCAGGUUCAGGUCAACAGAGAGGGAGAAGCGCAGAAUUGUCAAAGCUUUAGUUUUUAUCGUUGUGGUUUUUGCCAUCUGCUGGUUUCCUGCUCAUGUGAUGCACUACUUAGUGUUCUUUCGCACAGACAUAUAUAGUAAAAUCCCACCGGAAGUAGAGGUGUUUUUCUUCUGGUUCGCUCAUGCAAACAGUGUUAUAAAUCCAUGUUUGUAUACGCUGAUAUCUCCAAGCUAUCGCAACCGUUUUCGGAGAAGUUUCCAGCGUCUCUUUGGUUGUAGUAAGUUUUGUUGCCAUCUUGGUAAAUUUCAUUCCUAUAGAAGAAGAAGCAUCGGCAUGCUGACACUGAAUCGAUCAUUCGAUAAUUGUAACUCCAUGGUUGUCGGCUUUUCUUUCAAAAGUAAUAUUACACUUUCUUCUCAGUUAUAAUUAAAACUAAAGGUUU
Molecule: messenger RNA, 1313 nt
Organism: Orbicella faveolata
Lineage: Eukaryota; Metazoa; Cnidaria; Anthozoa; Scleractinia; Merulinidae
Product: galanin receptor 2b-like
Biological process (GO): G protein-coupled receptor signaling pathway
Cellular component (GO): plasma membrane
Molecular function (GO): G protein-coupled receptor activity
Source: RefSeq, a predicted model, not a curated record